AUGACGCUCGAGGAGGGUCAAGCCGAGAAGGAAGCGGCCCCGCCCAAGAAGACCCGGGCGAAGCGGAAGCCGGCUGCUGCCGACGACGGGGGCAGUCCAUCCGAAGAGGCACCCGUCGUCAAGCGGCCGCGAGGAAGGACUGCCAAGGACCCGUCCAAACCAACGACGGGGUCCCGGUCUGUGAAACCAGGAACGCCGAAAGCCAACGCGACCACGGCUUCAGCCAAGGUGAGGAAGGCCUCCGAUGAAGCGGCACGCGACGCCGACGUGAACGUCCCGUCCACCAGCAAGGGACUUUCACAAAAGGCGCCGAAAGUGAGCCGCAAGAGGCACCCACGGAGCUCCUCCCCCACAGAUGCCUCCUCGGUCGCUGCCAGGGCUACCAAGCGACGGCACCGCUCGCGUAGUCACUCCCACGCCAGCAGCAGCCACCACCAUGCCAGGAGGGGAAGGAGCCGUGGCGGAUCUCGACACUCGUCCCGCCGCGGCCGAGGUGGCCGCAAGCACAGAGGCAGUCGCCGAGGGACGUCCCGCACCAGCUCGGAGAGCACCCACGGGAGAAAGCGGGGACGCAGCAGCCGACGCCACCGCUCCCUGAGCACCUCGUCUGCAGCGAGCACGGCAACCAAGACUGGCGGGAAACGGCGCCGCCACGCCCGUAGCAACCACUCGUCGUCGAGCCGUGGAGGCAGGCGUGCCAGGUCCAAGAUGGCGGCAAGCAGAUCUUCCUCGAGAUCACGGCGGGCCAAGCGGACGAGUGCUGCCAAGGCCGCGAAAAGUGGCAGACGCAAGUGA
Dermacentor albipictus is the source of this 795-nucleotide messenger RNA. RefSeq names its product micronuclear linker histone polyprotein-like. The record is from RefSeq and is a predicted model, not a curated record. Lineage: Eukaryota; Metazoa; Arthropoda; Arachnida; Ixodida; Ixodidae.